Messenger RNA from Pipra filicauda (Wire-tailed manakin), 8271 nucleotides. Its product is annotated as probable G-protein coupled receptor 179. The transcript has 11 exons. The record is from RefSeq and is a predicted model, not a curated record. Gene Ontology annotation, cellular component: membrane. Gene Ontology annotation, biological process: G protein-coupled receptor signaling pathway. Lineage: Eukaryota; Metazoa; Chordata; Aves; Passeriformes; Pipridae. Gene Ontology annotation, molecular function: G protein-coupled receptor activity. The coding region runs from base 128 to 8104 and encodes 2658 amino acids.
AGGGAGGAGAACGGGCGGCAGAGCGCGGGGCCGGCUCCGGGCAGCGCGGGGGUCCCUGCCGGCCAUGCGCCCCCCGGGCCGGCCGGGGGGGCCGCCGGGGGACGGGGGGCUCCGCUGAGCCCCAGCCAUGGAGCCGCGCCGCUGGCCGCUGCUCUGGGGCGUCCGCGCGGUGCUGGUGCACCUCACCGUGCUCACGGCGGGGCAGCGCCCGCAGGAGAGACCCCCGCGGCCGGCGGGAUGGUCGCCGGGCCCCUCAUCCUCGUGGGCGCCCACCCUGGAGCCGGGAGCGCCGGGGGACGCCGAGGGCUCGGCGGCAGCGCUGGCGUUCCUGCGCACGGGGGAUGCCCAGCGCCUGGCCCGGGCCAACUGCAGCGGGGGGGUCGCGGCGGGACCCCCCGGCCCGGGGCCCCCCCCGGCCCUGCGAGCCGCCCUCCGGGCCGCCCCCGAGGCGCUGGCACACACCGCCAACUUCCUCAACAUGCUCUUCCAGACCAACGACAUCCGCGAGGCCAGCGUGGCCGAGGACGUGGAGUGGUACCAGGCGCUGGUCCGCAGCCUGGCCGAGGGGCACCCGUGGGUGCGCCGGGCCGUGCUGGCCCUCGACGCCCACCCGCUGGCCCCCAAGCCCCGGCUGAUGCUCCAGGCCACCAAGGGGGACGGGCAGAUCCUGCUGCAGGACGUCUCGGCCUCCGCCCCCAGCCUGGGCAACCUCAGCUGGGACAACGAGUGGUUCAACGCCCUCAAGUCCCAGCAGACCCCCCAGCUCCGCAAGCGCGUGCUCAGCAACGACCUGCGCAGCAUGGAGACCCCCAAGUGGCAGCGGGGGGACAGCUACGUGGGGGACCCGGGCCACGUGAGGUGGUCGCCGCCGUUCCUGGAGUGCCGGGAGGGCAGGUUCCUGCCCGCCUGGGCGGUCACGCUCUCCUCCGCCUUCUACGGGCUCAAGCCAGACCUCAGCCCCGAGUUCAAGGGUGUGGUGCGGGUGGACGUGGAGCUGCGGGAUGUGGCCAUCGACCAGUGCGCCAGCGGGCCGGGCUGGUUCUCUGACACACAUCGCUGUGACCUCAACAGCACCCAGUGUGUGCCCCAGGAGAGCCGUGGCUUCGUCCUCGGGAGGUACCUGUGCCGGUGCAGGCCGGGCUUUUACGGGGCCGGCGGAGUGGCCAGCGGUGCCUGGGCAGGGCCGGACGGGGGGUCCCGCCUGGCAUGCUGGCCCUGCCGCCCGGGCUGUGCCACCUGCGAGGAUGACAAGCCGUGCCUGAUCCAGGAGGACCCGGUGCUGCGGGCGGCCGUGCUGUCGUGCCAGGCCUGCUGCAUGCUGGCCAUCUUCCUCAGCAUGCUCGUCUCCUACCACUUCAGACGGAGCAAGAGGAUCCGGGCAUCGGGAAUCAUCCUCCUGGAGACCAUCCUCUUUGGAUCCCUCCUCCUCUACUUCCCCGUGUUCAUCCUGUACUUCAAGCCGAGCAUCUUCCGCUGCAUCGUCCUGCGCUGGGUGCGGAUGCUCGGCUUCGCCACCGUCUACGGCACCAUCACCCUCAAGCUGUACAGGGUGCUGAAGGUGUUCCUGUCCCGCUCGGCCCAGCGGGCGCCCUACGUGUCGAGCGGGCGGGUGCUGAAGUUGCUGGCGCCCAUCCUGCUCCUGGUGCUGUGGUUCCUGGCGGCCUGGACCAUCGGGAUGCUGGAGAACGUCAGCAAGAACAUCCCGCUGGUGAUCCGCACCCAGACCACCCACGGGCUGCACUUCUACAUCUGCGGUCACGACUGCUGGGACUACAUGAUGGUCAUUGCCGAGAUGCUGUUCCUGCUGUGGGGCAGCUUCCUGUGCUACGCCACCCGGGCCGUGCCCUCCGCCUUCCACGAGCCCCGCUACAUGGGCAUCGCCCUCCACAACGAGCUCAUGAUCUCCGCUGCCUUCCACGUGGUCAGGUUCAUCAUCAUCCCCUCCCUGCAUCCUGACUGGACUCUGCUCCUCUUCUUCGCUCACACCCACGGCACCGUCACCAUGACCCUGGCCCUGCUCUUUAUCCCCAAGUUCCUGCACAGGGGCUCUCCGCUGCGGGAGGAGAUCACGGCCGAGGUGUACGAGGACGAGCUGGACAUGCGGCGCUCGGGCUCCUGCCUGAACAGCAGCAUCGCGUCCGCCUGGAGCGAGCACAGUCUCGACCCCGAUGACAUUCGGGAGGAGCUGAAGAAGCUCUACCGGCAGCUGGAGGUGCACAAGACGUGGCGGAUGGCGACCAACAACCCCCACCUGCCCAGGAAGCGCAGCUCCCGCCGCAGCCUCGCCCGCUCCAUCCUGCGCCGCGGGGCCGAACCGCCCGAGGCCCCGUCCCGCCGGAGCAGCGCCGGGGACCGCGGGAGCAUCCCGGGCCGCCGCGGCUCCUCCGCCAGGCGCCCGCUGGACGCCGGCGGCACCGGCGUGAGGAUGCGGGACGAGGGAUCCCGGCGCCGCUCCUCGGCCCUGCGCAAGUCCCGCAGCUCCGAGGGGCCCCCCCGAGGGUCGCCCGGCCCCGGCAUCCUCCCCGCCGAGGAGCCCUCGCCGGGGAGGGAGGAGAUGGACGUGACCUUGGAGCGAUCCGACAGCGACUCCCUGGACGCCGCCCCGCUCGUGUGCAAGUCGGCCAGCGCCCAAAACCUGUCGGGGCACUGGCAGAGACCCCCGGCCCGGGCGCCCGCCCUGCAGAAGUCACACAGCGUCGUCACCGGGGCGCGGGAGGAGGCCCUGCUGGCGGCCAGCAGAGCCGCCCGGGAGGGCUGGCACAGCAGCAGGCAGCUCUCAGCCCCGGCCUCGAGGCACCCUCCCGGCCGUGCCCCUCCCGGGGACGCCGGGAAGGCCAAAAUCCCCGGCAAGAGCUGCUCCCAGGAGGACACGUCCCCCCUGGGCGAUGCCAAGGUGCAGAAACACGUCACCUACGCGCCCACCAAGAGCGUCAGCAUCGACAGCGCCCACCCGCCCAGGAAGGUGCGGGUGGCCGUGAGGAAAACGCCCCCCGUGCCCCCCGUCCGCUACGAGAGCCUGGGGAGGCACUCGGUGCCCGCUGGGGACUCCCUGGAGCCGGCGGAGCCACCGCGGGACCCCCCGGCACCGGCGGGAGAGGCGGAGGGGACACCGGAGGGGACACCGGAGGGACACCCGGGGCGCUCGUCCCCCCCCGCGGGGAAGGGCGGGCUGCUGAGCCCACCCCCCAUCUCGGCACAGGUCUGUCCCUGGGAGCUGAUCCAGGACGAGAUCCUGAGCAGGAAACAAAAAGCCGCCGAGGCAGCAGACUCGGGGAGCGCCGGUGACACGGAGACCCCCGAGCCCAAACCGCCCCCCGCCAAGACCUUCCGGAGCCUGGGCCUGGCCAUCAAAGCCCUGAACCGCUCCCGGGGGAAGAGCGUCCUCAGAGGGAGGAGGGAGAGCGAGGGGAGCUUCAGGAAGAGGGGGAGCAGCAGGAGGGAGAAGUCCAGCCUGGCCGAGGCUUCAGCCACGUCCCUCGGGGGGACCGGCCCGGCCCCCCCUGCCAAAAGCCCCGAGGGGGGCAGGCAGAGGCCAGAGCCCCCCAGCCGUGGGUACACGGUGCCCUGCCAGCACAACAACAACGCUGCCACCCCCGGGGAAGCCACGGGCUGGGGGGACAGCGGGACAGAAGGACACUGGGACGGUCUGGCGCCAGGGACAGCUGGUGGGGAUGAAGUGGCAGAGCAGCCCAGUGGGAAAACACAGGUGGAGCCCCAGGAAGGGGAUGGGGCUCCUGGGGCGGAUCCAGGGAAGGAUGCUCCUGCAGUGGAUCCAGGGAAGGAUGCUCCUGCAGUGGAUCCAGGGAAGGAUGCUCCUGCAGUGCAUCCAGGGAAGGAUGCUCCUGCAGUGCAUCCAGGGAAGGAUGCUCCUGCAGUGCAUCCAGGGAAGGAUGCUCCUGCAGUGGAUCCAGGGAAGGAUGCUCCUGCAGUGCAUCCAGGGAAGGAUGCUCCUGCAGUGCAUCCAGGGAAGGAUGCUCCUGCAGCGCAUCCAGGGAAGGAUGCUCCUGCAGUCACGCUGGAGGAAGGAACAGCCAAAGGGCUCCAGAGGACCAGCGGGUCCAUCCAGCCCCAGGAGCACACGGAGGAGGAGCAGCCACCUGCAAAGCCCGCCCCAAGCAGCCCCCAGCCCUCCACCACCAGCGUGCAGGGAGAGGCCAGGGGGAAGCCGGGGGCUGGGGCUUUUCCCCCAGGAUCCCUUGGAAUCCCAGCGGGAAGGGGAGCCCUGCUGCGCCAAGAGGCCGUUGCUUCCCGGGAGGACGGGGGGCUCCUGGUGGGUGAGGAGAGCCCGGCCAAGGUGCUGGAAAAGGGGAGCAGCCAAGCUGAGCCCCUCGGUCCUGGGGGGAGCCGGGACACUGCCAGAGCCUGGGAUGCAGCGGGGAAAGCUGGGAGUGUGCCCAAACCUUCAUCCCAUGGAUCCGUGGACAGCACAAAGGCCACCAUCUGUCCGUGGGAAGUGGAGGAUGAGCCACGUCCUAGAACAGAAAUCUGCCCCUGGGAAGAGGCUGCAGCUCCAGCAGGGAAGGAGGGAUUGAGGCAGGACACCUCCAAAAGGGAAGGCAAGCCAGGAUCCAGAGGAGUGGGAGAUACCAAAGCAAGGACGGGCGGCCGUUGGGAACAGCGCGGGGACACCGGGAUGUUUGCAGAGCUCGUCAGGAAAAGCCUGGAAAAAGCUGAGUCCAAGAAAUCCCAGAGUAUGGAGAGCAUAAAGGAGGAGAUCUGUCCCUGGGAGAGCCUGGGCACCGAGAAGCCCCCGGAACAACCCCCUGCCAGGAGCACAGCACUGCCCAAAUCACCUUCCAAGAAAUCCCAGAGCACGGAGAGCCUGAAGGCAGAGAUCUGUCCUUGGGAGGAUCAGGAGCCCAAAUCCAGUGACAAAGCCAACAUCUGUCCCUGGGAAGGGGCUGAACCUCCAUCAGGUAAAGAGAAACUCAGACCAUCCACUGUGAGCAAAAGCCCUUCUGCAAGUCGGGGUCUCUUGAAAGAAACUGGAGUUGGUGCAUCUGGAAAGGAGGAGAAAGCAAAGAGAGACCGGGAGUCCGUCUGUCCCUGGGAGAGCACAGACAUGGAGCAGCCACAGGCCAAACCCCACACUGGGAGCAUACAGCCAUCAAAGAAAUCAGCAGAGAUCUGUCCCUGGGAGGAUCAGGAGCCCAAAUCCAGUGACAAAGCUGAAAUCUGUCCCUGGGAGAGCACGGAGCAGCCCCCGGGCAAAGCCCGUGCAGGGAGCACAGAGCCUUCCAAGAAAUCCCAGAGCAAGGAAAGCCUGAAGGCAGAGAUCUGUCCUUGGGAGGAUCAGGAACCCAAAUCCAGUGACAAAGCUGAAAUCUGUCCCUGGGAAGGGGCUGAACCUCCCUCCCAGCAGCCAAAGGCAAAGCAGGUUUCCCAGGGGGGCUCCAGGGGGGACAAGCGCAUCACGCGCCAGGCAGCGCUGGCCAGCCCAGAGAGAUCCCCAGGGAAGGGCAGCAGGGACAGGGAGGCUGUGUGUCCCUGGGAGAGCCUGGGCACACAGGAACCCUCGGGAACAUCCCAUGUCGUGGGCACAGGGCUGCCCAAGUCACCUUCGGGGAAAUCCCAGAGCGUGGAGAGCCUGAAGGCAGAGAUCUGUCCUUGGGAGGGUCAGGAGGUCAAAUCCAGUGACAGGGCAGAAAUCUGUCCCUGGGAGGGGGCUGAAGCUCAGCUGGAGAAAGGAGCAGCCCCAGGGAAGGACAGAGUCCCACCAAAAGAAGUGGCCACCUCCAAACCUGUGGAGAAGGGGAGCAGAGACCGUGAGUCCAUCUGUCCCUGGGAGAGCACGGACAUGGAGCAGCCACAGGCCAAACCCCGUGCAGGGAGCACAGAACCUUCAAAGAAAUCCCAGAGCAAGGAAAGCCUGAAGGCAGAGAUCUGUCCUUGGGAGGCCCAGGAGCCCAAAUCCAGUGACAGAGCAGAAAUCUGUCCCUGGGAGAGCACGGAGCAGCCCCCGGGCAAAGCCCGUGCAGGGAGCACAGAGCCUUCCAAGAAAUCCCAGAGCACGGAGAGCCUGAAGGCAGAGAUCUGUCCUUGGGAGGAUCAGGAGCCCAAAUCCAGUGACAAAGCUGAAAUCUGUCCCUGGGAGAGCACAGACACAGAGCAGCUCCUGGGCAAAGCCCGUGCAGGGAGCACAGAGCCUUCCAAGAAAUCCCAGAGCGUGGAGAGCCUGAAGGCAGAGAUCUGUCCUUGGGAGGGUCAGGAGGUCAAAUCCAGUGACAAAGCAGAAAUCUGUCCCUGGGAGGAGACUGAACCUCAGCUGGAGAAAGCAGUGGCCCCAGGGAAGGACAGAGGCCCACCAAAGUCCUCCAAACCUGUGGAGAAGGGGAGCAGAGACCGUGAGUCCGUCUGUCCCUGGGAGAGCACGGACAUGGAACAGCCACAGGCCAAACCCCACACUGGGAGCAUACAGCCAUCAAAGAAAUCAGCAGAGAUCUGUCCUUGGGAGGCCCAGGAGCCCAAAUCCAGUGACAAAGCUGAAAUCUGUCCCUGGGAGAGCACGGAGCAGCCCCCGGGCAAAGCCCGUGCAGGGAGCACAGAGCCUUCCAAGAAAUCCCAGAGCAAGGAAAGCCUAAAAGCAGAGAUCUGUCCUUGGGAGGAUCAGGAGCCCAAAUCCAGUGACAAAGCUGAAAUCUGUCCCUGGGAGGGGGCUGAACCUCCCUCCCAGCAGCCAAAGGCAAAGCAGGUUUCCCAGGGGGGCUCCAGGGGGGACAAGCGCAUCACGCGCCAGGCAGCGCUGGCCAGCCCGGAGAGAUCCCCAGGGAAGGGCAGCAGGGACAGGGAGGCUGUGUGUCCCUGGGAGAGCCUGGGCACACAGGAACCCUCGGGAACAUCCCAUGUUGUGGGCACAGGGCUGCCCAAGUCACCUUCGGGGAAAUCCCAGAGCGUGGAGAGCCUGAAGGCAGAGAUCUGUCCUUGGGAGGGUCAGGAGGUCAAAUCCAGUGACAGGGCAGAAAUCUGUCCCUGGGAGGGGGCUGAAGCUCAGCUGGAGAAAGGAGCAGCCCCAGGGAAGGACAGAGUCCCACCAAAAGAAGUGGCCACCUCCAAACCUGUGGAGAAGGGGAGCAGAGACCGUGAGUCCGUCUGUCCCUGGGAGAGCACAGACAUGGAGCAGCCACAGGCCAAACCCCGUGCAGGGAGCACAGAACCUUCAAAGAAAUCCCAGAGCAAGGAAAGCCUGAAGGCAGAGAUCUGUCCUUGGGAGGCCCAGGAGCCCAAAUCCAGUGACAGAGCAGAAAUCUGUCCCUGGGAGAGCACGGAGCAGCCCCCGGGCAAAGCCCGUGCAGGGAGCACAGAGCCUUCCAAGAAAUCCCAGAGCACGGAGAGCCUGAAGGCAGAGAUCUGUCCUUGGGAGGCUCAGGAGCCCAAAUCCAGUGACAAAGCUGAAAUCUGUCCCUGGGAAGUGGCUGCACCUCAGCUGGACAAAGGAACAGCCCCAGGGAAGGACAGAGUCCCACCAAAGCCCUCCAAACCUGUGGAGAAGGGGAGCAGAGACCGUGAGUCCGUCUGUCCCUGGGAGAGCACGGACACGGAGGAUCUCUCCCUGAAAACUGUAAUGGAGAAGGAGCCAUCCAAGAAAUCCGACAGCACGGAGAGCAGGAAAUCCGAAAUCUGCCCCUGGGAAGCAGCAGAGCCCACGGGGUGGGAGAAGGAAAGCUCCAAAGCAGGUGUGCACCCAUGGGGAGCUGACAGAACAUCCCACCCCAGGAUGGGAAAGCCAAAGCCGGUGGCAGGAGCCAGCGUUGGGUCUCCAACUGCCCUGCUGGAAAAAUCCAAGGGCAGCUCUGAUGGGGAGGCCAAGCACAAGCCCCUGUGCCGGCUCCUGCCCAGCCUCCAGCCCCCAGGGACGGGCAGCAGCUCCAGCCCUGGCACUGGCCUGGCUGAGGUUUGUCCCUGGGAAGCAGAAGAGGCUCCAUCAGCACCUGCCAAGCCCAGCACAGACACAAGGAAAAGCUCGGAGGUGUGUCCCUGGGAAGAGGAGGGUGUGGAUCCCACCCCGACCCACCAUGGCCAGAGCAGAGCCAGGGGGACCCCCCGGGAUGGGGAGGGGGGUGAGAGGGAAACCCAGCCCGAGGUGUGCCCGUGGGAUCACCAGUAGCCCCAUCCCUAAAUCCCAGGGCAGACGUGGCUUUCGGGGAGGGAAAGGCUGGGGCUGGAGGCUGCUCCCACCUGCAGAGCCCCCGUGCUUGGCCCGAGGUCUUUGCUGGUCCAACACCAACGUCAGGACGUGUAAAUACAGCAAAUAAAGGGUGUUGUUACAGAGUG